GCUCACGGAGACAAAGACUGUCUUCUGUUCGGACAUCUGUCCGUCUAUAUUUUCAUCUCUGAUAAGUAUUUUCUGUAGCCGCCAUCAUUCCGUGCUGUAAGGGCGACCCUGAAAUGUCUUCCAACGGAGACCUCAGCGACCUGGGGAGCUCUGACAGCUUCUGGGAGCCGGGACACUACAGAAGGACGGUCAGGCGGAUAGACGAUGGUCACCGUCUGUGUAACGAGAUGGUCAGCUGCUUCCAGGAGAGGGCCAAGAUAGAGAAGAGUUACUCUCUGCAGCUGAGCGACUGGGCCAAGAGGUGGAGGGGCGUCGUGGAGAAAGGCCCUCAGUACGGGACGCUGGAGAAAGCCUGGCACGCCUUUAUGCAGGCGGCCGAUCGGCUCAGCGAGCUGCACCUGGAUCUGCGUGAGCGGCUGGCGGGCGAGGACAGCCAGAAGGUGCGCGACUGGCAGAAGGACGCCUUCCACAAGCAGAUGAUCGGAGGCUUCAGGGAGACCAAGGACGCAGACGACGGCUUCAGAAAAGCACAGAAACCCUGGGUCCGCAAACUGAAGGAGGUGGAUGCCAGUAAGAAGAGCUACCAUCAGGUCAGGAAGGAGGAGUGGACGGCGCUUAACAGAGAAACGCACGCCAAGGCCGACCCGACAAAGUCACAGGAGGAAGUCCGCAAGUUCACGACCCGGGCAGAGCGCUGCAGCGAGGAGGCCGAGAAAGUGAAGCAGCGCUACAUGAAGGCCCUGGAGGAGCUGAACCGCUGUAACCCCCGCUACAUGGAGGACAUGGAGCAGGUGUUCGACCUCACCCAGGAGGCCGAGCGCAAGAGGCUGCGCUUCUUUAAAGACGUCCUGCUGGACAUCCACACACACCUGGACCUGUCCUCCAAAGACGGGUUCAAAGGCCUGUACCGGGAUCUGGGUCAGACCAUCCAAGCAGCCAACGACACCGAUGAUCUGCGAUGGUGGAGGAACACCCACGGCCCGGGCAUGAGCAUGAACUGGCCUCAGUUUGAGGAGUGGUCUCCGGAGGCGAGUCGCUCCAUCAGCAGGAAGGAGCGAGUGAGAAACUGUGAGGACAACGUGGUCACCCUCACCAACAUCGUGUCCUCGGGCGGAGACAACGUCCCGCCGAGUCCCAUCACCUUGGACACCGGCCGGGUGAAAGAUUAUUCGUCGGACUGGUCAGACGAGGAGAGUCCUAAGAAGGAGCUGGCGGUGAACGGCGUGGGGGAGGCGGAGGAGGAGGAGGAGGAGGAGGAUCAGGUAGAGGGGGCGCGAGUCCGAGCGCUCUAUGAUUACACGGGCCAGGAGGCCGAUGAGCUCAGCUUUAAAGCAGGUGAGGAGCUGCUGAAGAUGAGUGAGGAGGACGAGCAGGGCUGGUGUAAAGGACAGCUGAGCGACGGCCAGGUCGGCCUCUACCCGGCCAACUACGUCCAGCUCGUCGGCUCCUGAUGCCCCGCCCCCUUUUCUGGUCGCCCAGCCAAUGGAACAGCUACACUCAAGAUGCCAGGACCAAUCAAAAGCUGUUAGUGCCGACGUGUAGACGGUGAAACCAGACAGUUUGUUUAACUGACUGUAAAUUCGUCAAGGAGUUUGUUUUUUUCUGUUUUUUGAUGAACAGACACUUUAGAAAAACAAGGACACGAGUUCUCUGACGGGACGUUGUGGUUUUCUGCUCGCCGGCAUCAUUUUCAGUUACUAGAGUCAGAAAAUCCACAUGUUAUCAAAGAGGACAAACACCACGGCUGACUGUGAUUGGCUGAAACAUCUGUCAAUCAAACACAAGCUUCUUUUUAAAGAAAUCGUUUGACAUUUUGGUGAAUAAGCUUCUUUGCUUUCUUUGAUGGGAAGUUGGAUAUCACUUUAAUAUCUCAUUUAGGGUUACAGCCAGCAGCCUGUUAGCUUAGCUUAGCAUAAAGACUCUUUUGGAAUUACAAUUCCCAUUCUUUUUUUGUUACAUGAAUGUUACAUGAACACUUCUACGGCUCCGAUCGGCGUAAAACUCUUGAAUCACUAGUAAAAAAAGAUUACCAACUGUUUAAGAAAACAUUUGGUUCCUUGGUUUGAAAUGUAAACGUUACAUGCUUAUGUGCAUAAAAGUUAAAUGCUGUAAGACUCCCAAGAUUCAAUUCGGCAAGAAAAACAACAAAUCGACCCUUCUCUAAGCCCCGCCCCCAGUCUAUGGAGCAGAGCCGAUAGCUGUCGGGAACCUGGUCGGAGCUGGCUGAUGCUGAGCUAUGAUUGGCCAGUCUGCUUUCGAGGGGCGGGACUUAGCGAAGGGUCGGUUACAAAUUCACGUCUAAAAGGAAAACCACAAAUUGUGAAAAUGUGCAGAAAACAUGCAGAAACUCGCGACAAUCAACUGUAAAGUCGACCGUUCAAGGUUUAUGUUUAGCCCUCAAUCAACUCUCAAAUGCUACGCUAAGCUAACUGGCUGUAGUUUUUUCAACUGUCGACAUAAUUACUUAAUAACUAUUUUAUUAAAGCCUUAGAAUUCUCAUCAAUAAAUAAAAUCAACUUCUUUUCGAGGGAAAAUAUCAUUUUUAUAGAACAUUUUGGGACUUUUUCCGUUAGAUUUCAGUCUUUUGAUCUAGUGGUCGUUUGAGGAACUGCAGCUCGAGACCCUUCAUCAUCUUCAUCAUCCUCUCCGCUCAGCUGCUUGAAUCAAGAGAUGAAACUACUCGAUGAGAACAGACUGUCAGUGCCUUAAGUCAGCGAGGACGGAAGUGUCUGACCGAGGAACUACAGCUCCCAGUAGAAACCAGUAGAAUCUCCUCCCACCUGGACUCUAAAGUGUUCUGGCUUCUGAUUGGCUCAUUCAUGCUUCAUAUAUUUUGUAGUUUUUUUUUUUAGACGUAACACUGAAUUCACUUUCUUUCCUCUUUUUUUUUUGAAAUGUUAGCUUGUUUAUGUAAAGUUUGAUUAUUGACGCGUAAACUGUCGCUACGUUUCUUUUUUUAAGAAUAGCAUUUUUACAGUCAACCUUUUUACUUUCUAAUUUAUUCUCCUCUUUAAUUUUAGUUUAUUUUUAUUCCUUUUAGGCGGAGAAAGUAAAGCUGACUGUGUAGAGUUUUGGUGGUUUGGUGCUAGUUUUUUUUGUUUUGCUGCGAUCACGAAGCACACGCACUUCAAACAUCUGAAAUAAUAAUAAUAAUAUUCCGUCUGAUGUUUUGGGUUUUCUUCAUGUUUAAGUUUGGGUUUUGUGUGUGUGUGAGGGCUCCUCCUCUGUCCUGCUGAUCCGAGCAUCGCUACAGCUAACCCACGAAUAAUACGAGAUAAUUAAAACGCUUCAGAGCUGCUUCUUCAUUCUUUUCUUUAAGAGACUAUAACGUGUACAGAACAUAAAGUGGGAGGCAACAAUAAAGAGCUUUCUGCAGCUGGA
This is a messenger RNA of Anoplopoma fimbria (sablefish), 3381 nucleotides long. It is a transcript of the gene pacsin3, whose product is annotated as protein kinase C and casein kinase substrate in neurons 3. The transcript has 10 exons. Gene Ontology annotation, cellular component: cytoplasm; plasma membrane; endosome. Lineage: Eukaryota; Metazoa; Chordata; Actinopteri; Perciformes; Anoplopomatidae. Bases 114 to 1451 code for a protein of 445 amino acids. Gene Ontology annotation, biological process: cytoskeleton organization; plasma membrane tubulation; regulation of endocytosis. The record is from RefSeq and is a predicted model, not a curated record. Gene Ontology annotation, molecular function: phospholipid binding; protein binding.